AUGCCAGCAUUUUACCGCCGAAAGCGUUCAAGCUCGUACACAGCACCUGAAGCCUCUAUUCCGGAUGUCAACUUGGCCAGUUUCCACCGCAACCUCCCAGGAUACAGCCCUACUGUGCUACACUCUCUUGAUGCAGCACAACUCGGGUGCGAUAAAGUCUUGUUAAAGAAUGAAGCAGAGCGUUUCGGGCUUCCCGCAUUCAAGAUCUUAGGAGCAUCCUGGGCGGCAUGCAAGGCUGUGGCGCGUGAAGUCCAGCUCCCAUAUGAUCCGGACAUGUCCAUUGAGCUUCUCGCUUCUCGUGCGCGCGAUGCACACAUUACCUUCUUCGCUGCAACCGAUGGGAACCAUGGCAGAGCACUUGCACGUAUGGCUAAGCUACUCGGCGUCGGUUGUGAGAUCUAUGUACCGGCAGCACUAGACAGCACGAUCUGUGACUUCAUCGCCGGGGAGGGCGCGCGUGUUGUCAAGACAGACGGAGACUACGAUGCGGCGGUGAAGACAGCGAGCUUAGCGGCAAACGCGCUGACUGGAGGAAUUCUCAUACAGGAUACGGCUUUCGCAGGAUACGAAGACGUGCCCAAGUGGAUUGUCGAUGGGUACUCGACGGUGCUGGCUGAGGUGGAUGAACAGGUCGCCUCCUUGACAAGAGGUAAAUUUGCGGACGUGGUAAUCGUACCGGUCGGCGUUGGCUCGCUCGCGCAGGCCGUCGUUGCGCACUAUAAGCAUCAGGGUCGCGCAACCACUGUAAUCACGGUUGAGCCAGAUACCGCUGCCUGUCUGCGGAAGAGCUUGUCGACAUGCACCUCUCCGUCAUCUACGCCUCCUAGCGUGUUUACGAGCCCGACGAUCAUGGCAGGCCUGAACUGCGGAACCGUGUCGUCCAUAGCGUGGCCGCUGCUCAGCGAGGGGGUUGACAUCGCGAUAUCAAUCCCAGACAUAGAGGCUCACCGAGCAGUACAAGACCUCCAUGCAGUAGGCAUAGGUGUUGGGCCAUGUGGUGCCGCUCCACUUGCGGCGCUACGUCAACUCGCGAGUCAGAAAGACCUCAUUAAACCCGAGUCCGUGGUCGUGCUGCUCGCUACCGAAGGACCUCGCCAGUACACGGCACCCUUUGAUAGCACGACAUCAGACCCUGUAGAGCUGACACAGAUACUCACCCGGAUCGACUCUUCGAACCCCGACCUUAGUGGUGGAGCAGGCGAAACUGAAAUUGUAGACUAUCUCCUUGCAUGGCUCGCGCAUCACGACUUCGAUGCAUAUCGCCUGGAGGCGCACCUUGGUCGCCCUAGUGUCGUCGGUGUUGCACGCGGAAGCGGUGGCGGGAAGUCACUUAUGUUCAACGGGCACAUCGACACCGUCACCCUCGCAGGCUAUGACGGGGAUCCGCUCAGUGGCUCGCUUGUCGAUGACGCAGUGCACGGGCGGGGAACAUUUGAUAUGAAAGCAGGCAUCGCCGCGUCCCUUGUCGCUGCACACCGCGCCCGCGCGUCGAGACCGAGAGGUGACAUCAUCCUUACCCUCGUAGCAGACGAAGAGAAUUUGAGCCUCGGCACUCAAGAAGUACUUGCUGCGGGCUGGCGUGCAGACGCCGCCGUCGUAAGCGAGCCUACCAAUUUGGAGCUGAUGCUGUCGCACAAGGGCUUCGUAUGGUUUGAAGUGGAUAUUAUCGGGAAGGCAGGCCACGGCUCGCGGCCUGAUCUUUGUGUCGAUGCGAUCGUAAAGGCUGGGCAUUUUCUUGUCGCAUUAGAGGCGUAUGGCGACACGUUGCUCAAAGGAGCACAUGCGGAGCAUCCUGUGCUGGGCACGGGUACGGUGCAUGCAGGCUUGAUUCGCGGAGGGGAAGAGGCAUCCUCGUAUCCGGCUUUGUGUACGGUAUCAGUCGAGCGACGCACUGUUCCUGGAGAGACCCCGACGUUAGUCGAAACCCAGCUGCGUGCAGUACUCGACGAAGUCUCUCACCGUGUGCCGGAUUUCCGCUACUUGCUGCGUGUUGGAGAUGCCCGACCACCGUAUGAAGUGGACCGGGAGAAUCCAUUCGUGAAGAUGUUCUCACAGCAUGCGGAAAGCGUCUUGGAACAUGCGCCGACGGUCGCUGGCGCUACCUACUGGGCAGAUAGCGCGUUGCUGGCGGAGAAGGGCAUGCCGGUCGUGCUGUUCGGUGCACAGGGGGAAGGCGCACAUGCAGCGAGAGAGUUUGCGACUGUGGACAGUAUUCGGAAGGUGACCGAGACAUUCACGAGAGUCGCUAUUGAAUUUUGUGGAUGA
Molecule: messenger RNA, 2265 nt
Organism: Sparassis crispa
Lineage: Eukaryota; Fungi; Basidiomycota; Agaricomycetes; Polyporales; Sparassidaceae
Exons: 2
Coding region: 1-2265 (754 amino acids)
Molecular function (GO): hydrolase activity
Source: RefSeq, a predicted model, not a curated record